This is a messenger RNA of Seriola aureovittata, 2271 nucleotides long. It is a transcript of the gene pif1, whose product is annotated as PIF1 5'-to-3' DNA helicase homolog (S. cerevisiae). The coding region runs from base 76 to 1971 and encodes 631 amino acids. Lineage: Eukaryota; Metazoa; Chordata; Actinopteri; Carangiformes; Carangidae. The transcript has 12 exons. Gene Ontology annotation, biological process: DNA repair; telomere maintenance. The record is from RefSeq and is a predicted model, not a curated record. Gene Ontology annotation, molecular function: DNA helicase activity.
UGACGCUGCACGAGCCAACUGCUGUUCGUUCAUUCAUUAAUAUGAACCCUUAUAUUUGGCAGAGCUGCUGCUGCCAUGUUCGCCGGAGAGGACGGGGCCCAGCUGCAGUGCUGUGUGGCGAUGGAGCAGCUCAACGCCUCCGGCCAAGCCACCCGGAGGCAGGUCAUCCGGAAAGCCUCCGUUAUUCUGGGCCGGAAUGAGUUCCAGGAGAUUAUCCUCCGGGUCCACGACGGGAAAGUCCCGCAGAGUUACCAUCUGAAAGAAUUCAAACUUUUCACCAAGUUCGCCAGAGAGGGUAAAUGCACCGUCAAACUGCUCCCUGAAAACAUCCAGGUGCUCAUCUCCAAUUGCCCCCCUGACCAGCUGAGCCUCUUCCUCAAAACCCUGAGCAUCAAACACCAGGCCUGGCGGAGCAGCAAGCCCCUGAGCGACAGAGAGAAGCUGAAGGCCGGUCUGCCCCGCAGCUUCGAGGCCAUCAGCCCCCUGCAGCAAAAGGACAUCCAGAAGGUCAAUGAGCUGAGAAGUAAAGCGGCUCCCAAAGGACUGACAGACCGCACCAACAACACGACCGCGGCAAGAACAGGACAGCAAGUCAAGAGGUCAAGGAGUGACAGCAACUUUAGUCCAGUGAAGACAAACCCGACUAAGAAGCCCAUCCUGUCUCUGCCAUCUCGUAAACUCAAUAAAGAACAGGCUGCUGUUCUCAGUGCGGUGCUCAGCGGCAGGAACGUCUUCUUCACUGGAAGUGCCGGAACAGGAAAGUCUUUCUUACUCAAGAGAAUCAUGGGAUCGCUUCCUCCAAAGAGCACCUUUGCUACAGCCAGUACAGGAGUGGCUGCAUGUCACAUUGGAGGAACAACGUUACACAGUUUUGCAGGUGUUGGCUCGGGCUCUGCCCCACUGGAGCAGUGUAUUGAGCUGGCUCAGAGGCCCGGGGUGCUGCAGCACUGGACCAGCUGUCGACACCUCAUCAUCGAUGAGAUCUCCAUGGUGGAGGCCCAGUUCUUUGACAAGCUUGAGUCCGUUGCAAGGUCGGUGAGGAGGUCCACUGAGCCGUUUGGAGGCAUCCAGCUGAUCGUGUGUGGCGACUUCCUUCAGCUGCCUCCGGUUUCUAAAGGGAAGGAGAAGGCUAGCUUCUGCUUCCAGGCAAGGAGUUGGCGUAAGGUCAUCCAGGUCAACAUGGAGCUAACGGAAGUACGAAGGCAAACGGACCAGUCGUUCAUCUCCCUGCUGCAGGCAGUGAGGUUGGGCAGGGUGACGGAGGAAGUUACAGCUAAGCUAAUGGAAAGCGCCUACCAUCACAUCGAGAGGGACGGUAUUCUAGCAACCAGGCUGUGCACACACAAGGAUGACGUGGAGGUCACAAACGAGAGCAAACUCCAGCAGCUGCCAGGGUCAGUACGUGUGUUUGAGGCACUUGACAGCGACCCGGCCCUGGUGAAGACUAUAGACGCUCACAGCCCCGUCAGCAGGCUGAUCCAACUCAAAGUGGGAGCUCAGGUCAUGCUGACAAAGAACCUGGAUGUUGCUCGAGGUCUGGUGAAUGGAGCACGAGGGGUUGUUGUGGCUUUUGAUUCUGGAAAACAUGGACUCCCACGUGUGCGUUUCCUGUGCGGCGCUACAGAGGUGCUGAAGAUGGAGCGCUGGGUGUUCAAGUCCGGUGGUGGGAUCCAUCUGAGUCGACAGCAGUUGCCGCUCAAACUUGCCUGGGCCAUCUCCAUCCACAAGAGCCAGGGAAUGACACUGGACUGCGUGGAGAUCUCUCUGGCACGUGUCUUUGAGAGCGGACAGGCCUACGUAGCCUUGUCUCGAGCUCGGAGCCUGGAGGGUCUGAGGGUCAUGGACUUUGAACCCCGUGUGGUGCGUUCGGAUCCAGAUGUUCUCCUCUUCUAUAAGAAACUGAGGAAGGAGAGGCUGCUCAUGCAGGCUUCCAUGGACGAUUUUGUUUGCAACAAAGAAAACUCCUGGUGAGAAGCAGAAUGCCUCUCCAUCAUCUGUAAUGUUAUGCACUGUGUGCAUGAGUUUUUUUUAUUAUUAUUUUGGGGAUAAUAUGGUUUUAUUACAUGUCUGCAGUCACAGAAAUCUACAUUCACCUUCUACCUCAUGGUUCCUGUUUUAACUUGCAGUACAUGAGGUCACACUGCCACCAUGUGUUCAUUACUGUAACUUUUGUUGUGUGAGAGCUUAUUUUUUAUAAUGCCUUGAUUUUUUUAAAUUCUAUUUAUUAUGAUUCUUAGCAUGUAUUCAAAUAAAGUUUUAGUCAACAUAAAA